AUGCCUGGACACAUCUCAUCCGAGCAUUCUCGCUCCGCGUCACGAUCCUCACAAACCCCGCGACUGUCUCAAGGACAGGCCGUCGAUGCCAUGCCUCGCCAUUCCUUCGGUCGCUCCUCCCGUGCCUCUAAUCCCAAUGUCUUCUCAGACGAGUACUCAUUAGAAGCAAUCGAUCCCGAUCGAAUCGAACGCGCUCCCAGUCCUUCUUCCAUCGCCUCCUCCACGACCCUCCGCUCCAAUCAACAACAGCCGAAGACGUUCAACACGGUCACAGCCGACAAUGAGAACCCUUUUGCCGAUGAAGCCCGGGUCUCACUCGAGGAGGCUCAUCGAUCAAGUCUUCCUCAGAAGGGAGCCGGCUUCUCAGCCAACCGCAAUUCCAUCGCCUCUACCACCACCACCCCCUCGAUGAUUCAACGCAACCAAAGCAUCUCCUCCCGUUUCUCGAUGCCCCGUGCCCUCAGUCCCUACACCGGAGCCACAGGGCCCAGUCAUCCAUAUGCUAUGUACCCCCAAGUAGGCGUCAGUCGAUCACCUAGCGUGGGGAGUUCAUCGACAAUUCGUCAGGCUGACCGUCCUCUGGGCGAGACGAGUGGCCCCCAGCAUCCGUACGCGAUGUAUCCGCAGAAUGUGGUCGAGGAAGGAAUGGAUGAUACCGCGAUCCCGCUCGGGUUUCCAGGCCACAAUCCACCCUACCAGCCACCCGUUGGUCGCCGUGACGAUGAUGUGGGUGAUAUCAUUGGGCCCGAUGGUCACACUGAGCCACUACCUCCCUACUCUCGCUACCCAACUGGCGCGGUUCCCAAGCCUUCAGGGGCCGAGGCCAUGGCGGAUACCACCACGGCAUCAGAUGAGCAUCAAUUAAAUCCUGCAUCAGGGGACCCCCCUGUCUCAGAAGUCUCGUCGCGGGCCCUCGUUCCGGAAGCUGUCCCGAGUCAUGAACGUGGCGCGGACGAACCAGCUCCCACCACAGGCGUUAUGGCCUUUGAGGAAAAGCUGAAGCGCAAAGGCAAGCAGACCGCAUGCUGCGGGUUGCCUGUUUGGACUUUAGUCCUCGUCGGGACGGUGAUGCUGAUUGGAGGCUGUAUUGGCGGCGUGAUCGGCGGCGUCUUGGGAACCAAGAAAGCCGCAGAUUCCGAAAAGACAGAGCAAUCUCCGUCAACCCAGGGCCCCCCUGUCCGCACAGUAACAACGUCUCCCCAGUUGGAUGCCUCCCUGAUGACGACCACCCCACCGAACCUCAAGACGGUGCCUACCGGCCACUUCAUGAUCCCCUCUGUUGUCCACAAUUCCUCGGAUUUCUGUAUCGACGACCAUCAUUAUCGGCGUGCCUGGGCGUGCCAGAAUGAGCCUAAAGACUUCGAGGUUCAUAUUGGCGGACGUGAAGGUCAUCACUCGAUCAUCUUUGCAAACAACGGUCCCAGUCCGACGUUUACAUAUGGUGCACAAGAACCGCUCCUUCCUCACCCCACACAAAGCUUAAGCAUGGCGGUGGAUACAAGCGAUGUUGGCAUGGGCCCUGCCCUGUUUUUCUUUGCCUUGUUCGACAAGCUGGUCAUUGUUCCGGAAGAAACGUUCUCAAGCAACUCUUUGUCGGGGCGAUCGUUCUUCAAAGACAACAAGAUGGUGGGAGAUUUACGAAACCGCAAGCAGACUGCUCAACCCGGUGAAAGACCCUGGUUCUGUUGGUGGAACAGCACCACAUUGGAGUUUUUCAUGUAUGUCAACCAGUCGUCAGCGAAUAACGGGGACAGCAGUACUGCAGCCACCGAUAGCAACAUGGCUGCUAUUACUGCUGGCUCUCAUUCCAACUCCAAACGCGGUGACCCUACCCUCGACUAUCCCCGGCGGAUCAAAAUGGAGGAACGACGCGACUACGCAGACGCCGAAGCGCCUUAUUGCCAGCAGAUGCAGGUGAUGGAGAACAACAAGAUCGGAGUUCUCUCGGGUGAAAUGUUCAACGUGAAAGAGAUCGAACCCACGCCAACCACCACCUAUGUCAAUCACGAUGACUCCAGUCAGACCUAUACGGCCCGGGCACACUACGCGAGUGCCUGUUACUGUCAAUCUCUGACUGAUUAG
Messenger RNA from Penicillium alfredii, 2082 nucleotides. RefSeq lists its product as uncharacterized. The transcript has a single exon. The record is from RefSeq and is a predicted model, not a curated record. Bases 1 to 2082 code for a protein of 693 amino acids. NCBI's taxonomy places the organism in Eukaryota, Fungi, Ascomycota, Eurotiomycetes, Eurotiales, Aspergillaceae.